AUGAAUUUGCUUAUUUUAUUGUACAACAGCGUUCGAGGUCAAAGCGUUAGAUUCGAUGUAGCCGGCCGAUACGAGAGAAGCGAAGCAAUGAUGACAAGCACGGCCAUCAGCGUGUUAAUUAUUGCGCAAUUAGUAGGACUUUCCAUAUAUGCUGGCGGCAGCUUUGUUUUUCGAAUGUACCGCAACGAGAUACCUCCAGCAAAAUAUAAAGAAUUGAUUGUGUGGGUCUAUGGAAUUACUUAUUCGUCAUGCUCACUUCCAUACCUCAUCAUGAUGGUAAUAAAAUUUGUAAAACAGCACAGAAGGCGGCUUAUUCACAAUAUUACCUCAAAAAAGGAGACACAGAAGGGACGAAUGGAGGAGCUCAAUCUAAUGUGGAGUUAA
This is a messenger RNA of Caenorhabditis bovis, 384 nucleotides long. Lineage: Eukaryota; Metazoa; Nematoda; Chromadorea; Rhabditida; Rhabditidae. The record is from the annotation of a GenBank genome assembly.